AUGGCACAGUGUUUCAAGUGUAACAGUCGUAUUGAUGAUAAGACUCUAAGAAAUAUCAAUUGCAAAGGCUGCAAGAGAGUAAUAUGUACUAAAUGCAGUGGACUAAGUGCAACAUCAAUGCGUGUUGUUGCACUUCAAACACCUAAAUUUUCAUACCUAUGUGAUGAAUGCGAGGAUCAGCUAAGGCACAUUCCAGAAAGUUGCAGACUUGUUACAGACCUCCAACAGCAGGUUCAAGAGUUAAAGACAAAUCAAAUAAAUAUAGUGAAUUUGGACACAGUGACAAAUGAAAUUCAGGAAAGAAGAAAUCGUAUUCGUAAUCUUAUUGUGUUUGGAAUACCUGAAUCUAAAGCAAAUUCAAAUGAAGACAAAAAAUAA
Messenger RNA from Parnassius mnemosyne (clouded apollo), 378 nucleotides. NCBI's taxonomy places the organism in Eukaryota, Metazoa, Arthropoda, Insecta, Lepidoptera, Papilionidae. The record is from the annotation of a GenBank genome assembly.